UACAAACAGUUCAUGGAGUACAGAAGCUCUAAGUCAAAAGAACGGCAGUCUUUUAACUAUGGGCCAAAAGGAAGAUUUAAGCCUAAAGAAAGAAAACACGUCCAGAUAAAUGUAGGAUUGAUGGUGCCACAUGAAACUGAUGGAACCGAUUUAAAACCUCUAAGAGGGAAAACACUCCCGUUAUUUGCAGACCCGGAGGUAGCAGCACCUGAUCUACUGAAACAAGCUGUACAGAAAAUGAGAACAUUUAACAAGGACAUGCACGAAGGACCUUACGUCCUUUUGUAUCCAGACUGCUCAGAGGUGGUCCAUGUGCCUGGGUCAGAAAGGCCAUUCAAAUUGGCAGAAUAUAAAAAGGAAAUAGGAAAGGCAUAUUCCAGGAUCACUUUUUUCAUUUGCCUAGAGAAACACUAUAAAAGAGUGGAUGAUACCUCAGAUUCUGAUUCUGAAAUUGUCAUCACAACAAGGAGCACAGCUGAAUUCAAUCGAGCUGACACUUUGGUUUUUGAACCACAAAAUCGAAGUACUCCCAAACUCAAACUGGAAGAUGAAAGGGAGGAGACGGACAUUACAUUACCUGACAUCAUAGCAAACCUGUCACUUCCUAUUGAUCAUAAAAGAGUCAGCCGGUUCAACAUCUCAAGGGCUAAUGUUUGGGAUGGGGCAGUCAGAGGUUUCAAGCGUACAACAUAUUCUGAAACCUGUGACAUGCUGGUCAAAUUUACUGAUGAUACUGGUGUUCUGGAAGAGGGAAUUGACACUGGUGGUCCAAGACGAGAGUUUUUAACUCUACUAAUGAAACACCUAAAAGACCGGCCCAUUUUUGAUGGACCAGAAGGACAUCGAUUCUUGGUCUACAAUGCAAAUGCUGUUAGGGAGGAUGAAUACUACCUGGCAGGAAAGAUGAUUGCUGUGUCAGUUGUGCAUGGAGGUCCAGGACCCCAUUUCCUGUCGAAAGAUCUUGUACAUUAUCUUGCAGGCCAGCCUUCAUUCAAAGCACCAAUUAAUUUAAUAACUGAUGAAGAAAUAGGGAAAGCUUUGCAAGAGAUUGAGAAUGCUGCUUCAUUGGAUGCUCUGCACGAAUGUAUGAUGAGACACAGCACAAUGUUACAGACAGCAGGUUGUCUGAGACAUGUGGCUACUGUGGAAGAAAAGAGAGAAAUUGUUUCAGACUACCUCCAAUGGUAUGUUAUUGACCGCAACUCAUCUGUAAUUGACAGAUUCAAGGAGGGUCUUUCAACCCUGGAGUUUUUGACUGCACUACAGCAACACCCUACUUUGCUGGCUCCUGCCCUGUGCCACUCUGAAAAGCAACUCACUGCUUUUGACCUUGAGAUACUCUUCAAACCUGGCCUCAGUCCUUCGGGGAGUAAUCGAAGACUUAAAGAAAGUCAAACCAUGGGCUUCUGGGCAGACUAUCUCCUUGAUUGUGAAGAAGGCCAGGCUGCUGUGUCUGUGGAAGAUGUUUUGAUGUUUGCUACUGGGCUGUCUUCACUUCCCCCGUCUGGCUUGGAACCACUGCCAAAAAUAGAGUUCCUGUAUGACUCUGCGUUCCCAAUGGCAAAUACAUAUUCGUGA
Messenger RNA from Megalobrama amblycephala (Wuchang bream), 1578 nucleotides. Its product is annotated as G2/M phase-specific E3 ubiquitin-protein ligase-like. The transcript is spliced from 10 exons. Bases 13 to 1578 code for a protein of 521 amino acids. Gene Ontology annotation, molecular function: ubiquitin-protein transferase activity. The record is from RefSeq and is a predicted model, not a curated record. Lineage: Eukaryota; Metazoa; Chordata; Actinopteri; Cypriniformes; Xenocyprididae. Gene Ontology annotation, cellular component: nucleus.